Molecule: messenger RNA, 3160 nt
Organism: Exophiala xenobiotica
Lineage: Eukaryota; Fungi; Ascomycota; Eurotiomycetes; Chaetothyriales; Herpotrichiellaceae
Product: HAD phosphatase, family IIIA
Exons: 2
Coding region: 32-718 (228 amino acids)
Molecular function (GO): phosphatidylglycerophosphatase activity
Source: RefSeq, a predicted model, not a curated record
CUUUACUACCAUCUUCGUCCAUUGCAUUGUCAUGCCGCUCUUUUCCAAUGUACCAGCCCUUCGCUUGACGCUCGCUUACGCGCUGCAUGACCCGUCCACUCUUCUGCCUCAUGGAACCAUUCCGACUUUGCUGUCUCUUCCGCUCCCAAUCGGACCCUCUCUUCCUACCAAGCCUAGAAUUCGAGCAAUUGUCCUAGACAAAGAUAACACGAUUUGUCCGCCGGAGACGGCUAACCUGCAUCAAGCCUACCUCAGUAAGGUCGAGAAGAUCAGGCAAAGUCCGGAGUUCUCCCAAAAUGUGCACAGUAUCUUGAUAGUAUCCAACACUGCUGGCAGUUCCUCAGCUCCAGAGCAUGAAGCAGAGGCAAAGCAGCUGGAACUCGAGCUUGGUCUCCCGGUGCUGAGACAACACCCGGACCGAAAGAAACCCCUCUGCGGGCCAGACAUUCUGAGAUACUUUAAAGAUCACGGUGUCACUGAAGAUCCCAAAGAGAUCGUGAUUGUUGGUGACAGACUUGCUACUGAUGUUCUUGUGGCUCGUGAGAUGGGCAGUUGGAGCGUGUGGUGCAGAGAUGGCUGGCGGAAUCCUGAAAUGCCAGGUCGAGACUACAGAGGGUUCUUGAGCAAGAUGGAGAACAGAUUCGAAAGACUCAUGAGGGGAGGUCUUGGAAGAACUGCUCCUCCACCAAAGACGGCGUUACAAUCGGAAAAGCCUUGACGAUGCAAAUCCACAAAAAUCUCGAUAUCCUUUUCCCUGGAACAGACCGAUCGCAGGACCAAAGCUACACUACCCUGGAGACCAUGAUAGGCGAACAUCCGAUGCAGCGUCACUGCAUCAAUCUCUCUCCUCGCUCGAAGAGUUUGCCGUCCCUCGCUUCACUUAUGCAGCAACACUCCUCUCUGUAAGCGGAACCAUGGUCCACCCCAGCUCACAGCUUCUCGAUCACAUCUACCGAACUUCCAGAGGUUACAGUCGGCGUCCCGGUUGAUGCAUCUUUGCUCGAUUGCGACUUUUGAUAACCAGGCAAUGGCUUGUUAUCCAUCGAGGACAAGGUUGUAGACCCAAAGAUUGCGUCUCGGCUGGGCUCAGGGGCAUUGAAGCUGUACGCCACAUUUCCUUUCUCACCAGCUGACUGGCAUCAGAUGUCAUUCUCCGACUGGCGAUCUGGGCAAUGGCGUCUUUCAGCGAGAAUCUGUUCUCUUUGACUCUCACUUCUAUCCUUCCUGAAAGCGGAAUUCGCGUCCAAUCUGAAUCGCCAUCUAGAUACAUGAAGCGUACGGCCUCAAAGAAGACAGUCUGGCUGCUUCCUGAGUUCUCGAGGCACCAGGCAUGUUUCAGGUCGAUUUGGUGCCGCGUACACUUUGCUCUUGAUGAGAUGAUAGAGUCGAUGGUCUCAUCACGACCCGUAUUUCUGUCGCUACCAUUGGUGUUGUCCUGGAAAUCUGCUGUAAACAGAUCAUUCAACUUCAUUCGACUCGGGUUCGAGCUGUCAUAUUCGCUGAAUAGAGCCUUAAGACACUGUAGUCCUUGGGGGGAUUUGUGCGAAAUUGCAUUGUACGAGCUAGUGUGCUCGUAUACGUGGACUUUGUUGCCCAUGACCUGAUCGACUUUCGCACUGUCACAUAUGGCUUCUGCUGUUCUUUUGGGUGGCCUUUGAAUUCUGUCACAAACGAGCGGAGUUGAUGCUGCGACAACGAUAUUUGAAGCACCCUCGGUCCCUGGUCGACAAUGAGAACGGUGGCGAAGCUUUGAGAAGAUUUGAGGAUCACCGCGGGUGACGGAUGAUUGGGGGGCCAAGCCACCUGCACAGCUCGCGCCCGUCGCCUUAAGGGGCAUCUCCCUCUUCGAUCAGGCGCCCCAUGGCAACAACAGUACAAGCUUCGAUCGCGCACAUAACUGGGUAUGAUUGAAAAUCAGGCAGCCUCGCCGACAAAAGUACAGAACUCGACCAGAUGAAAUACGGGAGACCAUCGAAGCCAAGGGCUCUCUCACACUCAGAUACGGCCUCGUGGGGUGUCGCUGUCAACGACAAACAAGUGCCUCAACAGGUAUUGGGAAAACUUCGAAGCCAAAGCAAGAGAAAAUACGAAUGGACCUGCGGAGUCCUUCGUAAGCAAAGGACGAUGGACGCAUGAAAUGGCAAGGUUUGGACUCUAUCACCAUCACUGCAUUCUACUAUCAUGGAACUGCUCCCUGGUGCGAAUCACAUGACUACCGUAGGUGUAUGCGUCUUAACUCAUGUCAUUAUGUCUAUCUACCUAGACUUGAUGCAGGCUCAUUUUGGCCUCUCCGUACACGUUCUGGACCUCCUCCGUCCAUUCUCCGACCAAAAAAUCGAUUCCAGCGAUAUCUCCAGCUGUCAGAUGGCGUGGGUGAGGGUACUGGUACUCUUGCGGCUGAAGGGAGAGUCUUUUGUACGAUGGCAGACUGAUUUUCAAGUCCCGGAAUUUUGGAUUGCCGUCAGGAUGGCGGGCGUUUGGCGAACGAAGGUCGAAAUGCUCGGCAGCAGUGUACACGCAGUCGUAUAGCUCCCAGCGUGUCGAGCCUGCUUGGAUGAGAAGACGAGCGAUCUGAAGGACUGUGCGCAGCUGCCAGUCUCUCUGGUGGGCGAAAUGAAUCAUUGGCACUUCAGCGCGCAUGAUGGCCCAAUGCAAGAACGAGGUCGGUCCGAAGAAGUUGGAAGGGACAGUCUGUAAGGCGGCGGUGGCCAUGCGGUGGCAGGCAAGUGAGUAGAUGGUCCAGUAUGCGUUUGGUAAGUCGGUGAGCUGGAAAGCGUCAAAAUCUCGCGCGGCGAGCAGGGGGCGAAUGGCUGGAUGCCAGUGGAAGCAUUGCAGCUCGUCAGUGAGUUGCCAGAAGGUGAAGAGUGCUCUGUCGGCAUUGCCAUCUUUGAUGGCUUGAUCGAUCUUAUUGAGGUAUGACAUGAACUUCUGGAGGUAAAGAGUUGUCUGUUUGUUUCGUGGUAAGAGGCGCCAGGCUCUGGUGACGCUGAUGAGUGAUUGUGCAAUGUCGACGCAUACUUGGAUGCUUCCCACUGUCUCGGGCCGUCCGAUGCUGACCGUGACGGUUCUGAUACUCUCACCAAUCCAGACCAGGAGGCGCGGUGCGAGGUAAUCGACAAUGUCAUCUUCUUUGUUGUUUCCUCCAAAGUCGCUUGGCUGC